CACCAACAGGAAAAGGAAACGACUAGAGAAAGGGCGGACCUACAGAACCAGGGUAGCAGCAGCCAUCCUCCCGACGGAGCGACUGUUCGAGUCACUACCAUGAGCCAUAACUCCCAAGCCUUCUUGCCCACCAAUGCCGGACUUCCCCCAAGCUAUGAGACAAUCAAAGAGGAGUAUGGGGUGACUGAGCUGGGGGAACCCCACAGCUCAGCUGUGGUGAGGACCACCGUGAUCAACAUGCCCAGAGAGGUCUCUGUGCCUGACCAUGUGGUCUGGUCCCUCUUCAACGCACUCUUCUUGAACUUCUGCUGCCUGGGUUUCAUUGCCUAUGCCUACUCUGUGAAGUCCAGGGACAGGAAGAUGGUGGGUGAUGUGAUUGGAGCCCAGGCCUACGCCUCCACUGCCAAGUGCCUGAAUAUCAGCUCCCUGAUCUUCAGCAUCCUAAUGGUCAUUAUCUGCAUCAUUAUCAUUUCCACCACCUCUGUGGCAGUCUUUCAAGCCAUUUCACAAAGAAUGCCACAUUCUGGAUUCUAGUCCUGCCCUGUCUGCUCCACAGUCCCCAGCUGCCCACCCAGGCUGAGGCCUUGACCCUCUGUUCACCCUACUACGCAUAUGCCUGUUCCCCUCAUCCAUCUGUCCAAAGUGGCUUCAAUAAAGUGCACACAGUGACAACUCUG
Molecule: messenger RNA, 677 nt
Organism: Peromyscus leucopus (white-footed mouse)
Lineage: Eukaryota; Metazoa; Chordata; Mammalia; Rodentia; Cricetidae
Product: interferon-induced transmembrane protein 2
Exons: 2
Coding region: 100-534 (144 amino acids)
Biological process (GO): response to interferon-alpha; response to type II interferon; defense response to virus
Cellular component (GO): plasma membrane
Source: RefSeq, a predicted model, not a curated record